CUUCUUUACAGCUUAACCCAGCAGAACUGUCUUCUACUCUCAAAUCAUCCCCCUCUGUCUUCAUAAUGAGCACCGUUAAAAACGUCGUACUCAUUGGCAGCACUCCUGCUCUUGUCGAUGCUGGUUUCAAGGUGACUCUUCUUGGUAGAUCGGAGAAGAAUAAGGAGGGUCUUCCAGCCGGGGUCAGUUUCGGAGUUGUCGACUACAACUCUAUCGACAGCCUCGAAGCUGCUUUCCGUGGGCAGGAUGCUGUAGUGUCAACUGUCGGUAUAGAAGCUGUUUCCGGUCAGAAGUGGAUCAUCGAUGCUGCCAUCAAGGCCGGAGUCAAGCGCUUUGUUCCCUCUGACUUCGGAAGCUUGACUACGGACCCGAAUGCCGCCCACUUGCCCCAGCAUCUAGCUAUGGUUGACAUACAAAACUACAUCAAGGCCAAAGCCAGUGCUGGCUUGAUCGAAUACACCAUCAUCUCUAUGGGAGCUUUCACCGAGUUUCUAGCGUCCGAUAUCCUCAUCGACUGGCAACACAAACGUGCAGAGAUAUGGGGCGACGGUCACGCUCGUAUUAGCACCACGAGCUUGUCUGCAACUGGCAAGGCUAUUGCUGGUGCCUUGAAGAACCUAGAGGCGACAAAGAACCGCAACAUCUUCGUCCACGAGUUCGCAGUGUCGCAGCGACAAUACUUGGAUAUGGCCAAAAAGUACGCAAAGCCAGAGACGAAGUGGUCUGUGACCAAAGUCGAGGAUUCAGAGGCUGAACUGGAGAAGAGGAUAGCCGUGUUCAAGGAAAAGGGUGACAGGGAGAGCAUUUACCCUCUCUUGAUAGGUUCGUUUCUGAGUGGGAAGUACAAUUCACACUACAAGCAUACCGACAACUCACUUGUCGGAUUGGAAGAGCUUAGUGAAGCUGAGUUUGAGGCCAAGGUAGCGAAUGCAUGCAGCUAAAUCUAUAGAAAAC
Molecule: messenger RNA, 954 nt
Organism: Boeremia exigua
Lineage: Eukaryota; Fungi; Ascomycota; Dothideomycetes; Pleosporales; Didymellaceae
Exons: 2
Coding region: 66-941 (291 amino acids)
Source: RefSeq, a predicted model, not a curated record